CGGGGUCACCUGCGCGGUUGCGUUUCCAUCUUCGUUACUGGCCUUUGCAUCCGACAAAGUGAGGCCUCGCUCUCGUCUUGCCGGUAAAGAAAUUUUCUGGCAUUCUGCACACUACCGCACAUGUUUUUUGUGCAAUUCUGCAGGGGGCGUCCGAAAAUGAAGAAAGUCACCGGCAAAAAAUGGGUAGGGCCGGGCUAGGUACGCGACAGUAUCGAGCAAAGUUGAAGACACGGGUCGUCACCGUCGGUCCGGUCAAGCCGGAGCCUGUCCUUCAUAGCACAUUUGCUCGCCUCUUCGUGGAUUCCCUGGUUUCUCCCCGUUUUUUACUCGUGUUUUUCCUCAUUCAACUAAGUGUUCUUUUCCAGGGCUCGUGUGCGGAAGCUCGCGCACCCGGCACGGCGCAGGCCAGUCCCGCCUUGAGUUUUUGGCGCCACGCCGACACUCCCCGUGGAAGGCUUGCCAGUUUUUCCAGUUCUUCAGAGCCGUCUCUGCGGUCCUUUCUUGAUCUGUCGCCUUCUCCGUUGGACGCUAUCCAGGCCUCUGGUCUCUUUGAUGUUCAUCACAGCGACUCGUUGGCCGUUCCCCAGCCGCUGUCGGAUCUUUCUGGUGCUCCCCUGUCUCUUCUCCCUGGAGACAACGAACCACGAGAAAGCGUGAAUCUGUCACUCGAAACACACUUACCUGCGCUCUCCGUGAAUACGCGAGCACUUUCCUCGUCUAAGUUUUUUGCACCGCUCUCUCGUGUCUCGUCUGUACUCCGCUUGCACAAGUCCACUCCACGUUCAGCCUCCGAGACCAAGUCGUUUUUGUUUCCUUCCGUGGGUUCUGACCCGGCAGAUCUUUCCCGAAAGCUGCCCAUUGGUCUCACGUCAAGAUUCACUUCUCUUUAUGCCUCAAAGCUCGUGACGCCUUUUAAAAGUGGUAGCGAUCGGGACGAGGAAGGAACACUCAAAACUGAAGCUUCUCGCUUCUCCGAAGAGUCUGACUCUCCCGGGCUUGCUCCGCGUGUUUCUUCCGGUGGAAAACGCGACCCGUCCAUUGGUGAAGGGGUCGACGGUGAGACACGCAUGGCACAAUUCCUGUCAACAACCCGCCUUCUCCGUGUCGCUCCUUAUUUACCCUCUGUCAGUGACGCCCGUACAAUGCUGCCCGUCCACGAUCUGAGUGAAAGUGUUCCGCACAACGGAACGCUUUCCUCUGCAUCCUCUCUGCCUACUCGUUCUGUGUCAUAUCUGGAGUCUCCGCGAGAAAACGACGACUCGAGGGCGUUUCUCGUCGCCUACGUGACGGGGUUCGGUCCGUUUGGAUCAGUCCGAAACAAUCCGACGGCCUGUUUGGUCUCGAAUUUAGGGUAUGCUCUUUUGCAAGCACAACGGGGCGAAGCCAUUUCAAUACAAGACCCACUGGUGGAUUUUUCCUCAGUUUCCAGGGAAGAGGACGCAAAAAGUCAUCUGGUAAACGAAACCCCGGCAGAAAAACUCGUCCCUCCACUCCGGUCAGGCGUUCCUUUCGACGACGUAGGCACUUCGUGCUCGGCAGAGCUGGACAACGCUUCUUCGCAUCAAGAUGACGGGAGAGAAAAUUCCCGCAUCGGCGAACGGGAAGAGCGGGAGGCGGCAGGCCACCACAGGGGACAGACACGCGCGAGUCAAAUCUCGGACUCAUGGACGGGGAAAGACGGGGUUUUCACGGUGGAAGAAACUCAGAAGGGGGCAGGUGAAAGGGGAGACAAGCACUCUGGGAAAGGCGUUUCAUAUUCGCCUCCCUUUUGCUCCGUUUCUCCCGCCAUCCAUCUCUGUGGGGUAGAAAUUUUGGAAGUGGCGGCAGCGGCAGCGAAAGAGGCUGCGCUGCGAAUCGCCGCAGUUCUUCGGUCUGCAACUUGCUCGUGGACAGAAGGGGGGAAAACGGCACUCUCAGACUUGGAUUCACGAGUACGAAACGCCGCGGGUCCCCAGGAAACAAGUGAGGCGGCGGACAACGCACGAAGGACACCGGCGACUGUGACUCGCAGCGCCGACGGAGGAAAUGCGCACAUAGAGAGUUCGGGAAAGCGACCGGCUGAAGUCGAAUUCAGCGAAGUUGAGGGUGUCAGCGGAACCCAUCCGGUUGCGAGGAUGCAGGGGAUGCUAAAAACACUGUCACUAAGGCAGGAAACAACGGCGACACAGGUUUCGGACUCGGAGCGGGACGGUACUCGCGAAGCGAAUGGAGACGAACACGCGAAGGCAUCAGACGGGAGGAUUCUGAAAAAACUGGCUCUUCAUUUAGGUCUCAACCAGUCUGCAACCGCGUUUGAGCUCGAGAAAGUUGGCGUCAACGAGGCGCACUUCAGCAUCCCAGACCAGCGGGGCUUUCUUCCGGAAAAGCAGCGAAUCUCUGAAACCGGCCCUGAGAGGCUGCUCACCAACCUUCCACUGGAGGAAAUUUGUUCGAGCCUCAGAGACCGCGGGUUCCCUUGCGAAACCUCAAGCAACGCCGGCCGCUUCGUCUGUAAUUAUAUGUACUACCAAUCGCUUCUGGAAAACCUCAAUUCUGACGCCGAAGUCUUGUUCGUCCAUGUGCCACCCUUUUCAGCUGUCCCGUACUCCUGGCAAGUUUCUUUUCUGCUUCAACUCCUCGACGUUAUCCGUAGACUUCCUCCACAAUCAACCCGACACCAAACGCAGAUUCUUCCCAGGGAAACGAGUGGCGAAUUCGAUUGGAAUUUUAGGGGUCGCGAAAUCCACUCUUCAUUUCGGCCGUCCUCGUUUCCCACGGCGCCCCGUCCGUGGAAGAUGGCGAAAGAACGAGGGAGCAGGAAGAAACACGGGCAGAGGUCGGUGAAAGAGACAAAUGCGCCUGGAGGAAAAGUGAAGCAGGAGGAACCGGAGUAUGAAGUUGAGGAUGUUGUCGCCUACACUGAGGACGACCGGGGAGUGGCGCGGUGGAAAGUACGAUGGAAGGGGUAUGACUCCGACGAAGACACUUGGGAGACGCGAGCGAACUUGCGGGGCUCUCCAGCGUUCUGGAAGCAGAUGGAUAGGCUGCAGCGAGAGUGGAGACGGGAUCACCGAGCCGACUCCGAAACGGACUUCGAGGACGAGAGCGAGGCAGAAGAUAAAGUCGGGGAUAUUACACGGCCGGGAAAGGCGCAGGCCAGGACCCGCAGAGGCGAUCGGCACCAGCCGGUGAAGAAGAAAAGGACGGAGAGGUCCGCGCAGAGGAAAGCGGUUUCCGAAGACGAAAAUGGAGAAGAAGACGAUGAUGCUGAUGAUGCUGAUGAUGACGCAGAACAGGAAGCAGAGAACGAAGACAACGAACAGGAAGAAGAGUCGAGUGAAGAUGAGAGUGACACUUGCUACCCGAUCAUCUACGGCACCGAUACCGAGCCGCCUCCGCAUCACCUUCCAGAUGAGACAGUCCUGACGGACGGGCGCCUGUCUGUGUUCCGGUUCAAGAACAUUCCUGUGAACGCGGAGUCGCAUGUCGGACUGUCGCGGCCCCAGAGAGCGCGAGAAAGCUGCUCUGGACAGCUGGAAGGAGGCGACCGCCGACGCUGCGCAGCGACGCGCGAGAUGGUGGGGAUGUCGAGAGAGGAGAGCCCAGGGGGGACGCCUUCGCAGAGCGGAACCUGCGUCUACGUGCAGUACCUGGUGGACGGAAAAUUCGUUUACUCGCUGCCUUUCGAACGCGCGCGCUUUUACUGUCCGCAACUGCUUCUCUCUUACCUCAUGGCCAGAACGACUUUCAAGGGAAGCAGCGUCGCGAACCACCGCGCCGCCUCGAGUGCAGGCGACCGCGAGAGGUCUGCAGAGGUACGAGAGACGCACGGCGGAGAGGAGCGCGAGAGAGAGGGAAGGGAGAGAGAGCGUCCGGGGGAGACUCGCGAAAGACCUUUUCGUGAGGAGGGAGAGCCAGCGAGAGGCCAGGGUCCCCGCGAGAGGUGCAGGGAGGAGCGGUGUGUCUUCCGAGUCGACGGAAGCGAGGAAAAUCUCGCGAGAGCGGCAAAUUGCCAAGGCCAUCGCGACGCUGAGGGUGCAACGUCUGCGGACGCGGAGAAAGUGAAGGACGAACUCCGUGGAGAGAAAAGACAGCGAGAAGACGCCGGAGCUCCGAGCAGAGAAACGACUGCGAGUUCCGCGCGGCCGCGGGAGACGCGUCACGUCGAGAGGGGAUCUGAGGACAGCGACAGCGGAGACGAGUACGGGGAAAGAACGCCCGAGAAAAAGCGAGUUGCAGGGAACAGAAGCCGGUCGUUCGUUUCAGAUGAGUCCGACGACAGCAGCGACGCGAACUCCAACAGCGUGGAACACAGACUGGGGAAGGCGGCAGAAGACCAAGGAGCCGCAGGCAGCGAGGGCAACGCCGUCUGCGGGAGGUUCCAACGCUCUCCAGUGUUCUCUUGUGUCGCUGGCUAGACGUCGAGACGAACAACGAGCGACAGUGGAC
Molecule: messenger RNA, 4428 nt
Organism: Toxoplasma gondii ME49
Lineage: Eukaryota; Apicomplexa; Conoidasida; Eucoccidiorida; Sarcocystidae
Product: 'chromo' (CHRromatin Organization MOdifier) domain-containing protein
Exons: 11
Coding region: 180-4397 (1405 amino acids)
Biological process (GO): proteolysis
Source: RefSeq, a predicted model, not a curated record